Messenger RNA from Penaeus chinensis, 2441 nucleotides. RefSeq names its product ketohexokinase-like. The coding region runs from base 260 to 1240 and encodes 326 amino acids. NCBI's taxonomy places the organism in Eukaryota, Metazoa, Arthropoda, Malacostraca, Decapoda, Penaeidae. The record is from RefSeq and is a predicted model, not a curated record. Gene Ontology annotation, biological process: fructose metabolic process. Gene Ontology annotation, molecular function: ketohexokinase activity. The transcript has 6 exons.
ACCGAGUAUGGACCGUAGAAUGCAGACAAAUCCAGCAGACUGGCAGGGAAGCUUAGCCGAACGCAGCGCGAGUCGGACGGCGUUAUCAGCGGCGGUCUUCCCUUAUCACUGCCGCGGCUCCCUCACACGGCUCGAACGGGCAGCGGAAGGCGAAGUACUCCUCGUUAGAUACUGGCACUGGGACGGGCCUGGCGACUGCUGAGGCAGGAAUAUAUGUGAAAUAUUUCAUGAGUUAAAGACAACAAAAGAAGCAUUGAUAAUGCUGUGUGUUGGCCAUGUAUGUGUGGACAUGAUCAACGUAUGUUCAUCAUAUCCAGAAGAAGACGGCAAAGUAGGAACUACAACAAAGUUAAACAGGUGUCAUGACCAGCGGUGGCAACGAGGAGGAAAUGCAGCUAACAAUUGUACCGUUUUAGGGUUGCUUGGAGCAAAGCCAUCUUUUCUAGGGACCAUUGCUGGAUCUCAUGAAAAAGUGUUCCUUCUAGAUGAUUUUGCAAAGUAUAAUGUGGACACAAAACAUAUUGUGGUGCAUGAGGAUUGUGAUUGCCCUGCUUCAUGUGUCAUUCUCAGCAUGGAAACUGGAUCUAGAACUAUAAUUCACUCUAAUAAGAACCUGCCUGAACUUACUGUUGAAGAUUUCUGCAAAGUUAAUCUUUCUGCUUUUAAGUGGGUUCAUUUUGAGGGCCGUAAUGUUUCAAAUGUAGUUGGUAUGAUUGAAGUUGUCCGAAAGCACAAUGAAAAUCAUAGAGAUGUUCAGCCCAUCGUCAUCUCUGUUGAACUGGAGAAGGCCAAACCUGAACUCAGCAGCCUCAUAUCAAAAGCUGACGUAAUCUUUGUGUCCAAAGACUAUGCUCAAUUCCAAGGAUAUACUGAUAUGGCAGAGACCAUUGAUAAAAUUCAUAUUGAGACAAGACCAGGAUCUUUGGUGAUAUGCCCUUGGGGAGAGAAAGGUGCUAGUGCUAGACUGAAAGAAGGCAAAAUUGUGUCAAGCCAGGCUUUCCCACCAGAAGAAGUGGUGGAUACAUUAGGAGCUGGUGACACCUUCAUUGCAGCAACUAUAUUUGCAUUGGCCCAAGGACACAAGCCAGAAGAUAGCAUACUGUUUGGGUGCCGUGUAGCAGGGACCAAAGUUGGAGUUCGAGGGUGGGAAUCCCUGAGGCAUCUAUCCAAGAGUUGUGACCUCCUGCCAGCUAUGGUAGACUCAGGCAGCAGGAGGGAUGUUGUUAUGAAUACCACCUGAUACUGGGAAUUCCUUCCAGACAGUAGCAUGGGAGCUAAUGUGGAGGGAGUUGUGUGUGCUGCUUGGGUAUAUUUGUUGGUGCUUUUAGUUAUUUGGCAGUUAUUCUUCUCUGAUCAUGAUGAUGAGGAAGAAUGGCUUUGAUGGUAUCAGUUUUUAGAUUCUCAUUUAUUUUCACAUUACAGUAAAGUAUGUGUUCUUUAUGACUCAGCAGCGUAAUCUGUCAGUCAACAUUUGUUAGAUGAGGUUGUACUCCCAGGUUAAAACUAAUAUAUAUAUAUUUUUUUCUACAGUGUCUGUUUUUUUGUUGUUUUUUUUUGUCUAAGGAGCCCACCUAUAAUUUAGGUUUUUAGAAUAGGGUCUCUUUAAUUUUCUUGUUAAGAUUUUCUACAGGUUUCAGGAGAUUGAGAAAGAGAAAAAAAAAUAUAAUAAUUGGAUUAUAUUACAUCAUUAGAAUUUAAUAUCUCUCUAAUGGUCUUGGUAUUCAGCUUCUGGGACAUAGUUAAGGAGGAGGAAAAUAUUACAGUCAUACACAAUGUAAAUAUACAUAUUGUUUCUUCAAGAAACUAAGAUAUGUAUAUUUUGGUAUACUAGAGGAAUCAGAAACAUUUGAUGUCCGGAAUACUUUUUUGUUGUAAGGAAACACAGUAUCCACAUACGUAGAAAACUAGCUGGAAUCACAGCAUUUAUAUAUGCAGAGUUCAACUUAGGAGUGGAUAUGCUGACCACAUAUAAUAUUGGUGUUUUAAAAAUUAUUUACUUUGAUGGUUAUUUGUUUAUGUAAAUAUAGUGACAGAUGGGUUAGUAUUCAUGUGAAGAUGUAAAGCUACAUUUGCAUGGUCACAUUUGGUAUUACAUAAAGCUGUUACUAGUGCUUCAUGUGUGCUAGUAACAAAGUAGUGCAAUUACAAUGUAUAUUGAACCACAGCUAAAUGCAGCGAAUGUAUAUAUAUCAGUGAAGCUUGAAAUUUCUGAGGUUUACUUAUAGGAUAUGUUAAUAUUGCCUAUAGAAAUUCUCUGCAAAUAUUGUUUGUUAAAAGUUAUUGCCUACCUCAGUCUGUGUGGACAGAUUACUUAGUAUAUUUAAGAGUGGUCUUGGACAAGGCCUUUGUAUAGAGUUCUGAAGCAUGUAUUGAACAGCUAAAUAGUAUAAAUUUUGUUGGUUAUACUAGGAUGGUUUUGAAAUAAUAUUCAUAAUGUACAA